Messenger RNA from Durio zibethinus, 683 nucleotides. NCBI's taxonomy places the organism in Eukaryota, Viridiplantae, Streptophyta, Magnoliopsida, Malvales, Malvaceae. The record is from RefSeq and is a predicted model, not a curated record.
GUUGUCUCUCCUAGUGUGCGAGGCGUACAAUGGCCGGUGUGUGGAUAUUUGACAAGAAUGGUGUGGCUCGCUUGAUAUCCAAUCCAACCAGAGAAUCCUUUGAGGAAAAGCAUCCAACUUAUCCAGGUACAUCUACCGCACCAGGGGCUCGACCUCGGCUCCUAGUCUACCUCCCAACCAACCAAGUGAUCCGCUCCUACUCCGAACUCGAGCAGCGUCUGGCUGAGAUUGGUUGGACUCGCUACAACAACUCCAGCCAACCAGACCUUCUCCAAUUCCACAAAUCAGAAAACUCAGCUCACCUCAUUUCCCUCCCAAAGAAUUUCGCCAACCUCAGGUCCUUACAUAUGUACGACAUUGUCGUCAAGAACCGCUCUUUCUUUGAAGUACGUGACCCCUCAGUGACAUGACAUUGUGAUUGCUCCACGACAUCAAAGUUCAAACGCAAAGUAUACAGAAACAUCGAUGUUUGGUUAUUCAACAGACCCCAUAGCCUGGACAAAGUGAUUUGUGCAGCGAAAUAGUUAAAGAAUAGCCGACUGCUAGAAUCCAUCUGUAAGAGAUUCCUAGUUACGUUUAAGGAUAAAAAGAAAAAGAAAAAGUAGAAAAAGAGGGAUGUUGGUUCUUUCUUAACUGUUUUAGUAUGCUAAAUCUAGUGCCAUGUGCCUCAAGGUAUAUAUGAU